AUGUUUGACGAAAACCUCUUUCUCGAUGACCUCGUUCACCAUCGCCACCAGUUUUGCUCCUCGUUCCUUGUUGCUGCUGUACUGUCGACAGCCUGCCAACAGCACGCAGCAUUCGAUGCAAAGUCCUUCGAGUAUAUCCCAGGUUUGACCUUUGAGUGCGAAAUGUCGUGGCGGUCAGAACGACAUCAACCAUCCUCGCUAACAUUAGCCGCUUCGCAGCUCUUCGCGAGUAGCGGCGCACUGCGAGGACAGCAUUCGCUCCUCAAGGAACUGCUUUCGGACGAAAAUCGCGGGGGUGCCAUGUUUGAAUCGGUUGAUGACGAUGCAUGGCCAAACACACUUGAGGGCGCCACCGAGGGUCCAUCAAGGGGCAGAAGUCCUGAAUCAUGA
Molecule: messenger RNA, 390 nt
Organism: Verticillium nonalfalfae
Lineage: Eukaryota; Fungi; Ascomycota; Sordariomycetes; Glomerellales; Plectosphaerellaceae
Exons: 2
Coding region: 1-390 (129 amino acids)
Source: RefSeq, a predicted model, not a curated record